Molecule: messenger RNA, 786 nt
Organism: Spizellomyces punctatus DAOM BR117
Lineage: Eukaryota; Fungi; Chytridiomycota; Chytridiomycetes; Spizellomycetales; Spizellomycetaceae
Exons: 1
Coding region: 172-729 (185 amino acids)
Source: RefSeq, a predicted model, not a curated record
UUACAUUCAUGAGGGCUCAUCGGUCAACUUAUGGCUGGAUGGAUGACAGAAUAAGGUGACCAAGACGUCAGAUCCGUCACAAUAUAGCUGCUAUAUCACAAAAAAGUGAGAGGCCAGUCGCUGUUUCACACCCAUCAGACCCAUAUCCUCGCCAUUGUUAUCCAACUCACCAUGGUCAAAAAGCUCAAGCUCUCCACUCACCAAUGGGCCAACCACAAACAUCACCACAUUCCGCCGUGGACUCAACCCCCGGACACUAUUGCGCUCGACAAAGCGCUCACCGAAACAUUCAAUCAAGUCCACCAGGCGUCCGAAAACCCAGCAACAGAUCCCAUCGUCAUUCACAUCCAGUCCGCCCAGAUGCGGUACAUUAACGUUAUUCAAACUGACGGUACCAGAGGACUUCCCUCUAUCCGCAUCACGUUGGUCCCCUCACCCAAAGCUCACGAUAUUCAAACCCUCCACAACGCGCUCGAAAGCGACUUGGAAAUGCGCAGAGUGGUGUAUGAGUACCGGGAGCGGUUCGUUAAUAAGAAAGAAUGGUACAAGUAUGGUGUUUUGAAAAACUUUUUGGGAAUUGAUGAGAGGAAUCUGAGACUUUUGAGGAGGGCUCUCCGGAAUUUGGAGAAGGCUUUGGAGGUUCAAAAUGAGCAAGCAGAGAAUGAACCCGUGCAGCAUAAAGAGAUUAGUCAAGAAAAGAAAGGGGAAGUUUUUGCUAGGGAAGAAUGAGUCAUGUUUGUAGCAGAGCAAAACUCACUUCGGAAUAACUACCAUCUAUUGUCACAA